AUGAAUAAGAAACAUCUCGAGGACGUCGCAUUGACCAUUUUCUCAAAUACAACGCAAAAGUUCCCGGACAGCCAGUGGGAUCGACCAGAAGAAUGGUAUGCUAGCUUUUCUGGCCAAAAUAUGAGAUGGGAAUUGAUUGGGCUGCUCUUCAGCAGCUGGGCACUGAGCGCGCUGCAAAACAAAGAAGAUAUCGAUGGAUAUAGGCCAAGGGUUCUUGCUCUCAAGUUCUUUGGCAUUAUGGAGAGCUGUAUCACAUUCUGCCAGGAUAUCAAAGCCAACAAUGUGUUGUUCCUAUAUCUUUUAUACCGCACAACCAUUGUUUCAUCAAUUUUACAUGGACCCAAUGAUCCCGGCUUUUGGCCGCUUCACUCAGAAACCGUCUCAUUAGCUCGUUCCAUGUGUUUGAGCACCAUGUCCGAUGCAUCAAUACAAGAUCCUCGCAUCUUGAAGCAGUCUGAACGCCGUCUCUUCACGGCCAUCUAUAUCUUGGAUAAGACUGCUGCUACUCUUUCUGGCAAACUGCCCCUGCUACCAUCGGACCAUUGCUCUACGGCAUUGCCUCUGGAUAUCUGCAAUACCAUUCUCUUAUGCUGGAGAACUAGCCAAGGUGUAAAUCUUGCGUCAUUGGGCGUUAAUGAUGAGGGAUGGAAUGUUGAUGGCAAAAUAUAUUCCACAACGACCCUUCGAGCCAGAGGAUUGAUCGCGCAUAUCCGAGAACAAAUUUUGGAUCUUGCCUUGAACAGAAGGGCCAGAGAUCUACGAGACUUGAUCGACUUUUCUCCCGACGAAUGA
Molecule: messenger RNA, 792 nt
Organism: Trichoderma breve
Lineage: Eukaryota; Fungi; Ascomycota; Sordariomycetes; Hypocreales; Hypocreaceae
Product: fungal specific transcription factor domain-containing protein
Exons: 3
Coding region: 1-792 (263 amino acids)
Biological process (GO): DNA-templated transcription
Molecular function (GO): DNA binding; zinc ion binding
Source: RefSeq, a predicted model, not a curated record